This is a messenger RNA of Pocillopora verrucosa, 2825 nucleotides long. RefSeq lists its product as uncharacterized. The record is from RefSeq and is a predicted model, not a curated record. NCBI's taxonomy places the organism in Eukaryota, Metazoa, Cnidaria, Anthozoa, Scleractinia, Pocilloporidae.
AAAACAAGGCAUAUUAGUCCAAAAGCUGUCUGCAGCAGGUAGGACUGUAGAAUAAAAACAACAGAAAUAAACUUAUUUCAUGACAGCGAUGUUUUCAUCAAGACAGCUGGCUAAAGGCUAUUGGCACAGGAUGCUUAUUUGAAUAGAUCAGCGGACAAGGAAAGUAGAUUGUUUUAAUUUGACUCUUGAUUGGUAGAACGCGCUGAAAAGCUGGCUUUUUUAAAAGCUACUUCAGCUUAUGGAAAUUAAACAGUCGUGGGGUCUGUAGGAAGGAAAAAGUCGUGGAAAGUCUCAAAACGUGAGGAAAAAAAAAUGGGUUGCAGCCCUUCGCACGCUGUGAUCAUAAAUUCGUCACCGACGCACGAAACGAUAUGUUUACAACCCAGGAUAUACAUGGUUUCCGAAUCCACUCUCUGUCUUUUACAAGACGUAGGAGAGUUGAAGGUCUACAAUAUCGACGAAAGAAAUCCUCAAACCGCUAUUGAACGCUUUCGAGGCGCCCAAGAACAACUCCAAAAUCCAUUGAUGUUUCAUCCUCAUCUUCGCUCGCGGCAUAAGCGGAUAAGCGAAGGUGGCGAUUUGCAAUCGGCUGGUUCGACGAGCAUUGCAGGCGAUCCGCUCAGUGAGGAAAAUACAUUGGUUGGAGAAAUCGCUCCACACGACGAAGGUAGUGAGGUCUGCAGUGAAUCCAUCGAUAAAAUGUGCGACAAUACAAACCCACGGAUACAAACAGACUCUCCCGGAUCUCCAAAUGCACAUUCUGUAACUGUUGAAGUUUACAGUUACAAACAAAACUCAGAUGGACUGGAUGAACAAAGCCAAGCGAUGAACGGUAUUGAAACAAUGGAAAAUAUGGCGAAAGAGCCGAGCAUUGCUGUGAAACCUGGAACUUCGGGUGCUUUGAUAGAAAUAGGUCGUAUAUCUGAUGAGCGAGGCAACAUUGACGAAAGUUUUGACAGUGUGGAAAAUCACGAAAAGGCGAUCGUCGCGGUAAAUAAUGACGUUUUGGUUGCUGUAGCAGCAAACGAGAAAACUAAGACAAAUUCCGAGCAAGGUGUUAUUAGCGAGAGCUUUGAAAACGCAGAAAAUCUUGACAAGAACAUCAUCGCUGGAAACAGUGGUGCUGCAGUUACUGUAGAAGCCAUUGAAAGAAGACAAACAUUUCCUGAACAAGGUGGUAUUAGCGAGAGGCAUGCACUGCACGAGGAUGUUGUAGACAUGAGUAAUUCGGUCAACGAGCCGACAUUAAUCGCUUGGACAGAAGUUGCCGAUCAGUCGGCGCUGAUCACGGGAAAUGAAACGUGAUAGACAAAAGAAAAACGCAAAUUCGGAAAGCCAAAGAGUCGAAACGUCUCGUAGUUUUACGGCGGGUAAUUGAACAUCGUAUACAUGUGUAUAUUUCGUGUAGUGUUUUGUCCUAGGUAAGAUUUAAAUUGAAAAGGAAAAAAGGGGAAAAAACGAGCAUGUAAAUGAAAAAAACUUGCCGCUUUUUAUACCUACAAUUGUGAAUGUUUAAAGUUUCUCAUUUCAGUCGAAUGCCCCAGAAACAAAAGUGGAAACAUGUAAAUUAUAUGAUAUGCACCCUCAUGUUGUCAUGUUCUUGAAGAUGACCUCAGGCAGAACAAAAUAUUUUCAAUCGCCAUGCCUACCAAUUAGCUUUACAUAAAAAAAUUUGAUCGUUUUUAAUAAUUCGUCAGUGUGUGAUAACAGGAACAUCAACCGAACGCUUAAAAAAAAAAUGGUCUACGUGCAGCAAGCACUGAUGAAAUCAUGUUUUGAUUCGCGAUUAUCCUCAUCGUUGAUAAAAAAAAGUAUUCAGUAACUGAUUCUGCGUGUGGCAUUACCGACAUUAGCUUCUGUUUCUCUCUUUUUAACGCAAAUUUUAUCACGGCAUGAGAAAUGGACAUGCACUCAAGGUUAGCUCUAUAGCAAAGCGUUGUUCUGCUUUCUAUGUCGUUUUCGCGUUUCGAAAAGUGUGUACAAUUUAUGUCAUUUCCUUCACGGCGAGAAUGCAUAUUACGUUAUUUCCAAAGUAACCUCUUAAAACAUGUCUCAAAAACUGUUAUUUUUACUUUCGAUUUGCAACUUUGUUCAUCGCUCUAGUUUAUGAAUGUUUACUUUGGGGUGAAACAAUACAGUUACGAGGAGUUAUUUAGUUGUUUCCUCAGAAUUUUGAAUACAGGAUGCGGUUUUUAGCAAAUGAAUGGGCAGCUGCACUCUCUCCCUUGUUAUUUGCAUUUGGUCUGGAAAGGUUUUUAAACUAUGAUUCAGCUUAUUCUUUGUUCAGUUUUUUUUUUUUGAACGGAGCAACUGCGUUUCAGCAGUGCAAGGAAGUAGUAGAUACUUUGGGUUGAGCGUAAUUCAUUUUUUGCGGGACUUCUUCUUCUAUUUCUAGAAAACCCAACACAAAUACAAUAUAUGUAUAUACACAUAGAUACAUGUAUAUAUUAGUCACCAGCCAGGAGGUCUGUAUUAGGAAAAACUGUGCCCGAAGUCUGCGCUCAGUACAAAUGUCCAAAUUCAGUCCUCGGACUUGAAAAGAUUUACCAGUAAUGUUUUCGUAAUAGAACUCAAAACUUCGCUCAUCGCUUUACAACCAACAAAUUGUUUGGGAGAAUUCAGAUAUUAAAUGAAUGAAAGUUCCAUCGAUUAAUCCAAUUGUAAACAAAUACCUCUCGUUUUAACUUUCUGAGUUACUAUUUGUGAUUAUCAAUAUCAAUAACAAACGGUUUUAAGGUCGCGUUUCAACCCAUUGAAUGACAAAUUUUGCGACCACGAAUCCUUUUGCGAAAGCAUUUUUUUUCUGGCCACCAAAGUGAUUUGAG